Messenger RNA from Tetrapisispora phaffii CBS 4417, 1728 nucleotides. It is a transcript of the gene PXP1, whose product is annotated as putative indolepyruvate decarboxylase family protein. The transcript has a single exon. The record is from RefSeq and is a predicted model, not a curated record. Gene Ontology annotation, cellular component: peroxisome. Gene Ontology annotation, molecular function: thiamine pyrophosphate binding; catalytic activity; magnesium ion binding. Gene Ontology annotation, biological process: fatty acid alpha-oxidation. NCBI's taxonomy places the organism in Eukaryota, Fungi, Ascomycota, Saccharomycetes, Saccharomycetales, Saccharomycetaceae. The coding region runs from base 1 to 1728 and encodes 575 amino acids.
AUGUCAGGUAUAUCUGUUCCUGAUUACAUCUCAACUGUACUCAAAAAGUAUGAUAUCGAUACUGUCUUCGGGAUAGUGGGUAUCCCCAUAGUGGAGUUAGCAGAAUCAUUUAUCACUAAUGGAAUAAAAUUUAUUUCAUUUAGAAAUGAACAAAGUGCAUCAUAUGCUGCAUCGCUAUACGGCUAUUUGAAUAACAAACCAGGUGUGUUAUUAACUGUUGGUGGUCCAGGUCUAAUACACGCAUUAGCUGGGAUAUAUAAUUCAAUUGAAAAUAACUGGCCCCUGAUAGUAAUCACAGGGGGUAUAGAGUCACAACAAAAAUAUAAGAAUGGAUUCCAAGAAUUAAACCACAUUGCUCUAUUGAAUAGUUAUAUGAAGUUCACAGGCGAAUUAUCAACAGAGAAUAUCGAUCUCUUGGUUUACGAAUCAAUGAGAAACUCAAUGUUGAGUCCCAAGGGUGUAUCAUUCCUGGAGAUUCCCGGCGACUUAAUUCAUAAAUCAGUGGGAAAAAACAUCGGUGACAGUUUGGCUAAACAUAAACCAAUUUUAGUCGAUGCAUUGACGUUUAUACCUAAUGAUGAUAUCCUCUUGGAGACGGCAAAAUUUCUAUAUGAUGCAAUGCGAAAAAGGGAUCAGAAUAUGUUGGUUAUUGUCGGUAAAGGAGCCAUUGGGGCUAGUUCGGCAUUAAGACAUUUCAUAAACUGUUUUAACUUACCUUUUUUGCCAACUCCAAUGGCAAAGGGCAUAAUAGAAGAUUCCAAUGAACUAAAUGUCUCUAGUGGAAGAUCAAUGGCUUUAAAGGAUGCAGAUGUGAUAUUAGUAUUUGGUGCAAAACUGAAUUGGAUAUUACACUAUGGUGACACUCCAAAAUUUAAAGACAACGUGAAAUUUAUACAAGUUGAUAAUAAUACAAAAACAAUCGGGUUAAAUAAUCAAAGAGGUUUACAAAAUUCGUUAAUAGGUGAUAUCGAAUCAACUGUUAAGAAAUUAACUAUGAUGAUUAACCAUUUACAAAACGGUCAAAUGAUAACCUACAAGGGCCUUUCGAAAGCUAUCAAAGAAAAAAUCUUGUCUAAUGCAAUCAAAUUAAAUGAAAAAGAGAAUGCAACUCCUAGAGUCGUUCCUAAUGCAAAUUCCUUGAACUAUAAUGUAGUCUUUGGCAGAUUAAAAACUUUAUUCAAAGACGAGGAAACUAUCUUGGUGACAGAAGGUGCAAACACAAUGGAUGUUGCUAGAAUUUCUUUCCCAACUGAUUUCCCACAACAUAGAAUAGAUUGUGGUACUUUAGCCACAAUGGGCAUUGGUUUAGGCUAUGCUAUUUCGACGAAAUUGUCAAAACCAAAUAAAUCAGUUGUUUUAAUUCAGGGUGACUCUGCAUUUGGCUUUUCAGGUUUGGAAUUAGAGACUUCAGUAAGAUUUAACCUUGGGCUGAUCGUUGUCAUCAUGAAUAAUAGUGGUAUUUACCACGGAACCACGAAGGAUCAUUACUUAAAGGGCAAAUAUGCACCUCCAACCAUCCUUUCACAAAACUGUAGAUACGAUAUAGUUGGCAAAGGGUUAGGUUGUGCUGGGUACUUAAUCACCAAUCUCGAUGAACUAACCAAAUAUUUCAAACUUGCAAUGAUUAGAUCAAUCAAGUACAAAGAAACUAGUGUCCUAAAUGUUCUCAUUGAACCUGGUAAACAAGGAAAAUUAGAAUUUGGAUGGCAAUCCAAACCGCGUCUCUAG